GUUUUCACCACUUGGUUGCAAUUACUUUUGUAGUGUAAAAAUUAAAAUAUGUCUAUCAAAAGCUCACUGCUCUCCUCUGAAAUGGAGCCUGCUGAAGAUGUAAAUUGUAUUGAAUUGGAUAUUACAGAUGAAAAAUCAGCUCUGCGAAGAAGGGUUGACACAGAAGAUCGUAAUUUAUUUCACCAGUUGGAAAGUGAUAAAAUUAAAACGAGGAAAGGUGACAUUCAUGUGGCUAUUCAAGGUGAUCGCAACGCGAAGAGGACGGCUAUUGUUACGUUGCACGAUAUUGGUCAGAACCACGUGUCAUGUUUUCAAUCUAUCUUUUGUUUCCAUCAAUUCAAACCGCUACUGAAUAAUUUUACUGUUUAUCAUCUAAACUUCCCUGGCCAAGAAGAAGAUGCAGAGGAGUUACCUGAGGAUUAUAUUUAUCCAACAAUGGAAGAAAUGGCAGACGUGGUUGAAGAAGUGUUCGCGUAUUAUAAUUUAAGGAAUACAAUUUGUUUUGGGGUUGGUGCUGGAGCUAACGUCUUCAUUCGGCUGGGCUUAAAAGAUCCGAAACAUGUGGAGUGUUUGAUAUUAGUAAAUCCCAUUGCUGGUACCGCCUCCUGGUCGGAUUGGGGUCAUGAAAAAGUUUUAAGUCAUUAUUUAAAAACAAAAGGAAUGACGCAAUUUUGUCAGGAUUAUCUACUGUAUCAUUUUCUUGGUAAAUUUGACGAAAAUACCAAAAGAGAUUUAGCUGAUGCUGUACGAGAUGAUCUGCAUCGAAUCAAACACCCACGUAAUCUUUCGCUGCUUAUAGAAGCUCAUGCUAAAAGAUCAAACAUUAAAAUGAAUCGUCCCGUGGCUGGGCAGUCUGCCAGUGACACGUUAAAAUGUGGUGUCCUCAUGAUGACUGGUGAGCAUUCGCCCGCGGUUGAUGACACUGUUGCACUGAACGCAAAAUUGGAUCCGACCAACUCAACAUGGAUUAAAAUAGCAGACGCGACGAGUAUGGUGCUUGAAGAACAGCCCACUGGUGUGACAAACGCAAUCGUAUUGUUUCUGCAAGGAUACGGACAUGCCAUGAAAAUGCGACCACCAGCAUUAUCGUUCACUGGACAUGAACAAGUAGAAGGACCGCCUGCAGUGUGUUAAUUCUUCCCAUACACGAGCAGUUCACGCCUAUGUGCAAUUUCUCUUCUGACUGGCUGUAAUUUACAUGGUGAUUGGAUAAUAUAUCAUUCUUUAAUUGGUUGAAAAACGUUUUAAUAAAUUGGAAAGAAAAUAUUAGAAAGAAGUUAACACGAUUUUAUUUACAUUAAUGUGUUUUACACGUUUUUAAGUUGUUUUGUGUGUAUUUGAAAUGUUUGUGAAAAAAAUGAAAGGUUGAACGUAUCUCCCUACUUUUUACGCACAUAAACCAAAGAACUUAUAUUGAAAAUUCAAAAUGUUUGGAAAGAAUUAUAUUUUUAUAUAUUUGUUCAUAUAUUGAAAAGUAGAGUAUACCAGCUGUCUCGUUGAUGAUCCAGUUGGGAUAAAUGCUUCAUGUUCUGUUUUGACAUCUUUCGCUGUUCCUAGUCAAUCUUCAAGUCUCCAUGAUGGAUGUCGUACGCCGGUAAUUUCAAUAUGUUUGACGUCAUGUACAUGACAUGAAUUUAUUCAGAAGGUUGUUAGUGUAUAAUUUAUUUAUUUUGUGAGCAAUUGUACAUUCAGUAAAAUACAAAAUAUAAAUGAUAAUACGA
This is a messenger RNA of Hydractinia symbiolongicarpus, 1721 nucleotides long. RefSeq names its product protein NDRG3-like. Gene Ontology annotation, cellular component: cytoplasm. Gene Ontology annotation, biological process: signal transduction. NCBI's taxonomy places the organism in Eukaryota, Metazoa, Cnidaria, Hydrozoa, Anthoathecata, Hydractiniidae. The coding region runs from base 49 to 1134 and encodes 361 amino acids. The transcript has 5 exons. The record is from RefSeq and is a predicted model, not a curated record.